Molecule: messenger RNA, 1080 nt
Organism: Pieris napi
Lineage: Eukaryota; Metazoa; Arthropoda; Insecta; Lepidoptera; Pieridae
Product: pseudouridine-5'-phosphatase-like
Exons: 4
Coding region: 321-1007 (228 amino acids)
Molecular function (GO): phosphatase activity
Source: RefSeq, a predicted model, not a curated record
UUUUUUAAAUAAACUAAAUUUUUCGAAAUAAAAAUAAAUUAAAACAGUUAUGACUAGAUAGAGAUACUCGCGACUGGUCAUAUUAUAAGAUAAGAGAUAUUACUGUGAUGGAUCAAGGUUAAAUGUUGGCUAUAUAAAAUUUAUUCUUGUUAUAUUAUUAGUGUGGCUGUAAUCAUUGUAACCAACACCUUAUACGUAUUCUACAAACAUGAUUAUAUAAUCGCAUUUAUUUAAUUUAUCGCAAAAUUGUAAUGUAACAGCUGUAGUAGCAAUUAAACAAGUGUUUUUCCUUUUUGAUUUAAUAAUAUUAUAUAGGAAACAUGACUUUUAAACCUGUUACUCAUGUGUUAUUUGAUAUGGAUGGGUUGAUAUUAAACACUGAAGAUCUUUACACAAUGGGUUUUCAAGAAAUUGCUUCGCGGUAUGGAAAACUUUUUACGUUUGAACUAAAAUGCCAAAUAAUGGGUCAACAAAGUAUAGAAUUAGCAAAAUCAAUAAUCGAGGCGCUGGAAUUACCCAUUUCCGUAGAUGAAUUUCUAGUUGAGACGCGGAAAAUUUUUAACGAUUUAUUUCCAUUAUGUUCAGUAUUGCCAGGAGUCGAGAGAUUAAUUAGGCACUUAAGCAAAUGUAAUAUUCCAUUAGGUUUGGCUACAAGUAGUAGUCAUGAAACAUAUGAAUUGAAAACUAAGAACCACAAAGAUCUGUUUGAUUUAUUUACUUAUAAAACAUUGGGAUCUUCAGACCCGGAUGUGAAACGAGGAAAACCACAUCCAGAUAUAUUUUACACGGCUGCUGCUAAGUUUCUCGAGAAACCUAACCCUCAACAAUGUCUGGUCUUUGAAGAUUCAUUAAAUGGGGUACAGGCUGCUACUGCAGCUGGCAUGCAAGUUGUAUUAAUACCAGAUUCUCGCCUAGACUAUUCAUUGGCUUCUGACGCUACACUGAUCAUUGAAUCAAUGGAGCAUUUUAAACCAGAAUUGUUUGGUCUCCCACCAAUACAAGAGUAGUAAGUGCAAAUAUAAUUAAACAAGUUUAUAUAUUUUUAAUGAAUAAAACAUGUUAUGUUGUUUAAACAAAUUU